Molecule: messenger RNA, 1467 nt
Organism: Alternaria burnsii
Lineage: Eukaryota; Fungi; Ascomycota; Dothideomycetes; Pleosporales; Pleosporaceae
Exons: 2
Coding region: 1-1467 (488 amino acids)
Molecular function (GO): N-acetyltransferase activity
Source: RefSeq, a predicted model, not a curated record
AUGAACAGUGGGCGCGAGCUUCCCGUGUUACGGUCACUAGGAAAAUCCGAACAGCUUUCCGCUGUUUCUCACGAACUAGGGUUCUUCAAGAAUGUGGGAAUAUCUGCUCACUACUCUCUCUCUAUUGUUGCUACUCUACCCGAUUUGCAAUCAAUCAUCUACGCCGCAUUGACACAAGUCAUCCACAGGAACUCUAUCCUAUCCGCCGUCCCGAUCGACGAAAUAUCUCCAAGCGCCUACUUCGUCCGUUUGCAGUCUCUCGAUCUUCGUUCCUGUGUACUUUUCAAGACUCGAGCGAGCUCGAUUGGACAGCGCAACCAAGACCCUGAGCUCGACACAAUUCUCCAGGAGGAACACAAUACUGACUUCAAGCCUUCCCAUGGUUCCCUGCCUUUCUGGCGACUUACCAUCCUGCAAGACAUUGGUGAAGAGAAGGGGCGUGGUUUCACCGCAUCCUUUGUCUUCCAUCAUAGCCUCGGCGAUGGCGCAACAGGAGUCAUCUUCCACCAGUCAUUCCACCAGGCACUUGAGAGUGUUCUCAUGCUACCGUCCUUGAAAUCAAGCAGCCCGAAAAUACAGGUGUCUGAGAGUUCGACUGUUCUGCCACCACUAGAAGAUUUGCAUCCGUUGCCGUUGAACCCGAACCCACUUCAUCACCGCACAUCGGGCGAGAAGCUGGAGGAAUGGACAGGAAGUCCCAUCCAACUACCGAUGGUGUCGCAAUACCGGACACUGUUCUUUUCACCAAUAGCUUCAGCUAAAUUUGCGCAAGAGUGUAAAGAGAAUGGUCUCACAGUGACGUCCGGCUCAACCGCGGUAUUGGCCAGUGCGUUGUUCGAGCAGCUUCCAGAUACUGUCCACGCACUCACAGGUAUUAUACCGAUCAACCUUCGUCCAUGGCUUAGCCUCCAUGACAACUGCACCUCCACGAACGAAGCGAUGGGCAGUUUCAUAGACGCAUUGAAAGUACAGAUCCGUCGCGAGCAUUGCUCCUUUCCCACCGACAGCGUUGGACACACGGGAGCUACAUGCGGACUCGCGGCCGCGCGUCAUACAGCAGAAACAAUAAAAGAAUACAUGGGUAACAAGAGUCCGAGUGGUGAGCCAUAUACUUCAGUCGCUGCGUUCAAGGGUAUACACGACAUAGCUGCGGCCUUCAAGUCUAUGGUUAACGCGCCCCGCGAUGCGGCCUUUGAGAUCUCGAACCUUGGCCGCUUCCCACCGCCGUCUUCCCCGUCAUAUGACGUCCCUGAUGGUGCUUGUGAAGGUCGGUGCCGUAUCGGACGCAUGACCUUCAGUCGUAGUGCUGUUGGCUUCGGCGCUGCGAUCACAACGAGUGUUAUGAUGGGAAAUGAUGGAGGGUUGAGCGUGGGGUGGAGUUGGCAAGAGGGUGUGGUGAAACGAAAGCUUGUGGAGAGUGUUAUGGAGGGCUUUAGGAAAGGCGUUGAGGGUGGCGUUCAUCUCUAA